Molecule: messenger RNA, 5193 nt
Organism: Malania oleifera
Lineage: Eukaryota; Viridiplantae; Streptophyta; Magnoliopsida; Santalales; Ximeniaceae
Product: helicase-like transcription factor CHR28
Exons: 12
Coding region: 339-4676 (1445 amino acids)
Molecular function (GO): metal ion binding; ATP binding; ATP-dependent chromatin remodeler activity
Source: RefSeq, a predicted model, not a curated record
UCUUCACGUCUCUCUCUUCAUAUUUCGCGACCUCCUUCUCGAUUUCCAUCCGAAAGACGCGAAGAAAAGUCGCAUCUCAGAAACCGCAGCGAACCUUCCCUUGCCGUCACUCGGCACAGCACGAAACAUCGCUCCCUUUCUCUCUCUCCCUCUCUCUCUCUGGAAAUUUUCCAUUCAGUGGUUCGAAUUCCGCAUGAUGUCACGGGGAAAGAUUCUCGAUUUGCGUCUGUUGCGUGGUUAGGUCGAAGCUCUUUAUGUCAUUGGCCGCAGUCCCGAUGGGCAAUUAGGGUUUUGAGGUUGCGGUGUUGGGGAUUCUUUAGCUUCAUGGUUUGAUUCCGAUGUUGAUGAUGGACGAUACUUUUGAUUUCUUGGGCGGCGACGGGGAUUCGGAUGAGCCGUCAAUAGAUCUCGACGCGUUGUACAAUAUCCUUGAAGAAGAUCUUGAUCCUCCUCAGAGUAUUUCUGAGGAUUUAUCAUUUAAGAAUGUGCCACAUGGUGAGUCAGUUGCCGAUGUUGGCAACCAGCAGAAUUCCCCUCUUCAAAACGGAUUUCGGGAGUUUGGAGUGGCACAAUCGUCGGGGGCUGAGUUACAGGGCUCUUUUGCAUGUUUACCUCCAGGCAAUUCUGAAGCUGCAGCUUCUAGGGUGGGGGGAUCAGAUGGUUCAUUUGAGUCUGCGGGGAACUCUACUCUCUUAGACCAUGGAAAUCGGGAGCUUUCAUCACAGAUUGGUUCUUCUAUGCAUGGCUACCCUGGGGGUUUUAAGGACUGUCUACCUGUAGUUCCGGGACAAGACCCUUGCUACCCAUUCGGUGGAGCUCCUCAGAAUCUCCCACUGUAUAGCAGAAAUGAUAGUACAGAAAGACAAUAUAACCUACCUAAUUUCAAUACGAUAUUUUGCUCUAGUGCAGGAAAUGCUAACCAAUUUUCGGAUUAUACUGAAAAUAGGAACCAUGAUUGCUUUGAUAGUGAUGGUGAAUUUCAGCUCAAGCCCGUGGAAGGGGAUGCACAUGCCAAAUAUUUUUUACGCAGCCCGAUUAUAGAGACUUCAGAUGUAAAUUUUGAAAAGCAUGGUGUUUUAAGCGAAUAUAGCAUGGGAUCUUUUGGAGCACCGGAAAGGUAUUCAUGUACAUCUAUGGAGCUAUCCAUUAUGGAUUUUGAUUGUUCUUCACCAAGUGCAAUUCAUACCCAGUCUGGUAUCUGUCAGAUUUCUGAUGGCUUGUGUGAAACUAGUAACAACCAUUAUUCAGCUGUGCAGUAUGGCAUGGGUGAUAAUGGUAAUCAUCUGACUGAUCCUGCAGGGCAAUACCUGUGUGGUGUUAAUCUUCAAUUUAUUCCAAAUAAUGAGGAAACUAUGAUUGACAUAAAGAAUGAAAAGGAAUCUUUAACUGAGAACUCAUUGUUUCCCUGUGAUAUGCAAUCGUCAGCCCAUGUAGGAAGAGCAUGUUGUUCUGUGUCAGACUUGUCUGGAAUUGAUUGUUGUGAUGCAAAGGGAUUCAACAUUAAAUGUCAAGGUGGUAGUGAUGUUUCACCAAGCAGUGUAAAUUCAUCUUCCAAUGCCAACGGUAAGUUGAUUGAUGAGAAGGCAUCAACACAGGCAAUUACUUGUUCUCAGCCAUAUAUUCCAACCAAAAAGCAAGUAACUGGCAUAAAGGAAGAGAGAAAAUGUGAUCUUGUUGAACCUGAGAAGCUCAUGUGUCAGUCUGUUGAUGCAAGUGAUCAAGCUGUCAUUAGAAAAUUCUCUCCCAGUGUGGUCGACACUUGCGCUGACAAAGGGUUUGGACCUCCAAAGUGGGGUGUCUACAAAGACUCUAAACUGCCAUUACAUGACAUUCUGCCUUCCAAGUCAAGUAUGAAGCAUGUGGUUCGCACAAAGAUUGGAAAAGAGUCAUUCCUUGCAUCUGAGGGAGAAACUAACUGUGUAAAUUUCACUGAUGGAAAUUUGGAGACAAGUGCUUCUGGUCUACACCAAUCUCUGCCAUUCAAUGUAAACAGUCAGUUGGAUUACAUAAAGGAUGAAAGAGAGGGUAAACUGAAUCAACCUAAAAGCAUGGGUUCUCAUAUGUCAAAAAUCAGUUCUGAGUCAAUUCACAGUAAUUCCUUGGCUCACAAAUCCCAUGUAGAUGAUGACAGUGAUAUAUGUAUUCUUGAAGACAUAAGUCAACCUCCACGCUUGAAUCCGUGCAGAAAAUCCCUUGUUACUCCACAACGGCCCUCAUUUAAUGAACCCCUUCAUCAUAUGGGUGUGGGAGGCAUGAGGCUCAAGGCAAAUGAUGAGCGAUUAAUACUUCGAGUUGCUUUGCAGGAUCUUUCUCAGCCAAAAUCAGAAACUAGCCCGCCAGAUGGUGCCUUGACUGUUCCUCUUUUGAGACACCAGCGUAUUGCUUUAUCAUGGAUGGUACAAAAGGAGACUGGCAGCGUGCACUGCUCAGGAGGAAUACUUGCUGAUGAUCAGGGUUUGGGGAAGACUAUAUCAACUAUUGCACUCAUACUCAAGGAAAGGCCUCCAUCUUUGAGAGUUUGUGAAAAAGAUAUGAAACAAAGUGAACUGGAAACACUAAAUUUGGAUGAGGAUGAUGGAAUUCUUGAUAUUGAUGGAUCAAAGCAAGAGGCUGAUUCAUGUCAAGCUAUGUCAAAUGGAAGUCCGGUGAAGAGCAGGAAUGCUUUUGUGAGAGCAAAAGGAAGGCCAGCUGCAGGAACCCUUGUUGUUUGUCCUACGAGUGUCCUCCGCCAGUGGGCUGAUGAGUUGCAUAAUAAGGUGACCAGUGAAGCCAAUCUCUCUGUUCUUGUAUAUCACGGAAGCAAUCGUCCAAAGGAUCCCUGUGAACUGGCCAAGUAUGAUGUUGUUCUUACGACUUAUUCAAUUGUGAGCUUGGAGGUCCCUAAACAGCCUCUAGUUGACAAAGAGGAUGAUGAGAAGGGAAGGUCUGAAGCUGAUCUUGUUUCGCCUAUGGGACUUUCUUCAACAAAGAAAAGGAAAUACCCUCCAAGUUCUGAUAAAAGAUGUUUGAAGGGUAAGAAGGGAGUAGACAGUGCAUUCCUUGAGUCGGUUGCCCGUCCUCUUGCAAGGGUUGGAUGGUUUAGAGUUGUCCUGGAUGAGGCACAGAGCAUCAAGAAUCACAGAACUCAAGUAGCUAGAGCAUGUUGGGGUCUUCGUGCCAAGCGCAGGUGGUGUUUGUCUGGGACUCCUAUCCAAAAUGCUGUUGAUGAUCUUUAUAGCUACUUCAGAUUUCUCAGAUAUGAUCCAUACGCUGUGUAUAAGUCAUUUUGCUCUUCAAUAAAGGUUCCAAUUAAUAGGAAUCCAGCAAAUGGUUAUAGAAAGCUUCAAGCUGUGCUGAAAACGAUAAUGCUACGGCGCACAAAAGGCACACUUCUUGAUGGGGAGCCAAUUAUUACCUUACCACCCAAAUCGGUAGAACUGAAAAAAGUAGAUUUUUCAAAAGAGGAACGGGAUUUCUACUCCAGAUUGGAGGCUGAUUCGCGCGCUCAGUUUGAAGUUUAUGCAGCUGCUGGAACUGUGAAACAAAAUUAUGUUAACAUAUUGUUGAUGCUCUUGCGUCUUCGACAAGCUUGUGAUCACCCUUUUCUUGUUAAGGGAUAUGAUUCAAACGCUGUGUGGAAAUCCUCUGUUGACUCUGCAAGGAAUCUUCCUCAGGGGAGACAAAUUGAUCUUUUGCAUUGCUUAGAAGCAUCUUUGGCGAUUUGUGGCAAAUGCAAUGAUCCACCCGAAGAUGCUGUUGUUUCCAUCUGUGGUCAUGUUUUCUGCAAUCAGUGCAUUUCUGAACAUCUAAAUGGCGAUGACAAACACUGCCCUGCUGUGAACUGCAAAGCUCAACUGAAUGCAUCUUCUGUGUUUACAAAAGCCACAUUGAACAGUUCUCUCUCUGAUCAGUCUUCUCUUUCUGAUCAUUCCUGUCCGAAUAAUUCUCUCCAUUGUUCUGGUUCCGAAUAUGUUGAGGCACUAGAACCUUGUUCUGAUGGCCGCUCUUUUGACUCUUCUAAAAUUAAGGCUGCUCUUGAGGUCUUGGAAUCACUUUCUAAGCCACGGGAUAGUAGAGUGAGGGUUAGUUCCUUGAAAUCUUCUGAUGGAACUGCCAGUUGUCCUCAAAAUUUGUCUGAUCUUCAUUCAGUGGAAUUACUUGAGGAUAUGCCUGUUAGAGAAAAUUGGGUUGUGGACAAAGGGUUGAAUAAUACAAUAUCUGUAGCAGGAGAGAAAGCAAUAGUUUUCUCUCAAUGGACACGGAUGCUUGAUUUGCUUGAAGCUAAUCUUAAAGAUUCUUCCAUUCAGUACAGAAGGCUUGAUGGAACAAUGUCUAUUGUUGCUAGGGAUAAAGCUGUGAAAGACUUCAACACCCUCCCUGAGGUGUCUGUUAUGAUUAUGUCUUUGAAAGCUGCAAGUCUUGGACUGAACAUGGUUGCGGCUUGCCAUGUUCUUCUGCUGGAUCUCUGGUGGAAUCCUACAACUGAAGAUCAAGCAAUUGAUAGAGCACAUCGAAUUGGGCAGACUCGUCCUGUUACUGUUGUGCGGUUGACUGUGAAAGACACAGUUGAAGAUCGCAUUUUGGCCCUUCAGCAAAAGAAGAGGGAGAUGGUUGCAUCUGCAUUUGGAGAGGAUGAGACAGGCAGUCGUCAGACUCGACUUACAGUGGACGACUUGAAAUACCUGUUUAUGGCUUGACUGGGAUGUUUUGGUGCAAGGUUCUCCAGAUAUUUGCUCACUAACCAGGGUGUUCUCUCUCGGCGGUGGUCGAUUUGUUACUGGCACUGGCAGGAAGCCUAUAGCUGAAGCAUAUUGCUAAUCGAGGAGUAGCAAUUCAUGUGAAUAUUCCUUUGAGAAUACACAGGAUUUAUUGUUUUUGAUUUUGAUUUUUUGGGGGGUUGGUUUUUGUUCCUUGGCGGGGGGGUUUUUGUGGGCGAUCUCAUUUUUUGGGCAUGUAUUUUUUGGAUGGGUGGGGAAGGGUGGAAUGGGGGUUAGCAAUUCAUAUAUUUUUGUAGCUGAAUUACAUUUUGUAUAGGAAUGCCAGAUAAAAACAGCCCACAGCAAGAAAUGAUACAUAUAGAGUUCAAUGGAAAUUCUUUUAGGUGUUGGAAAUGUAAGUGUAUUUAUUUAUUUACGGUAGAAAAAUGACAGUUGCUGCUGUUCUUUUUACUAGAGAUGGAAUAUUAUUUUAGUGAAAAUUUUAACUAUAUUAUUC